AUGGCGACGCUCGAAGCUACCGGUGCUCUGGAGGAGCUCCUGCGGCAGCAGCGCUCUCUCGUAGAUCAAACGCUGUUCCCGCUGCUAGAGGACGCACCGCUCGGAGGCCUGCUGCAGCUUUUCCAGUCGACGCUGCUGGCUCUGCAGAGUCAAGAGCCGUCUUUUUGGCAGCUGCAAGUGGUGAAGUUCAUCCGGAACGUGCUCAAGACGCGGGUGGGCGGCUGCGUGCGAGACGCGGUGAGAUCUGCGGCCUCUGAGGAGCCGCAGGACCCUGUGCAAGUUGUUGCAAGUGCCAAAGCUCAUGUGGAGAAGAGCAGCGAGCUGGAGGGCGCCUUGAGACAACUGAGAAGCGAUGUGGAGCAGGAGGUGGCCAGGUUGACGCGUCUGCUGAGUGCUGAAAAGGAGAACAAAAGGGGGUUUGAAGGUACAGACGAGCACUUCCUGGAUCAAUUCUGGGACAAAUUGCAGAAGCUGGCGGACUCGAGAGAGAUGCAACCGAAGUCGGACGAGGAACGAGAAGCUGAAAGGGCUGAGGAGUCGGAGAGCUGCUCCUUCGAGGUGCUCACGUUCGACGAUGAUCUGGACGAUGUGUCCAGGUCCGCAAUGAGCGUUAUAUUCGACCUGAUGAGCCAAAUUGAGGACGCUGCUCAAUUUCUGGAACUGUAUGGAGCUGUCCUCGAGUUUAUGGGGUUGCAAUUGAAUUCGGACAAACUGAACUUGGAUCGCCAGAGCCUUUUUGAAAGUGCCGAUGCGCACUCUAUUGCCGUUUUGGAUUGCUUUCGUGUUUUGCACGCGCUGAUUUGCCGAGUUACGCGGCACUGGGUGUAUUUUUCAGCUGAUGCACUCGCUCGAGUGAUGUUCUCGACGUUUGAUCUCCUGACGAUGUACUCCAAGACGGAGACUGAAGUCGAAGCAAAGCGUGCCAAUCCUCUUCUGAUGAUGGCCUUGAUCGAUGAUUGCCCCAUGCAAUGGGUUAGAUUGUGGCUACUAAAUUGCCCAAGUGCACGGCAACUGUUUGUAGCGAUGGAGGAGUCGGGUUUCAUCGCUGAUUUACUUCAGUACAUGUCUCGAGUUCGGCCUUUGGCUUUGAUAAAAUCGACAACGUCCGCAACCGACGUCAUUGAAAAACGCGCUGUUCAGAGUGAGCAACAUGAGGAACUGGACGCUGACUACGAGUACCUCGGUUCGGGUGUUAUUGACGCACUCAUCCUAUCAAUCACAUCGGUAAUCGUGACGAUACCCAGACAUUCGCAAACGAUCGUAAAAGAUUCAUACGACGACCUGUGGACAAAGGCUAUCUCUAACAGUGUUGCAACAUAUCUUCAUGCAGCAUGCGGCGGUGAUCUAACCGCAGGGCUUGUAAUGACAUUCAGAAUAGCGCAAGAAGUUGGGCUUGUCAGUGAACUUUGGGAAGUGGCAAUAAACAGCCCCGAGCAUGAAUGUCCUCCCCAGCUAACCCACCUGGUUAGGCGCCUACGUCUAUUGCAAUGCUGUUUGAGUACGCAGUACGCUUCGUCGUCCUUGCUCUUAAAUGAGUGCGGCCUGUUGGUUGAAUUCCUUUCGAGGGCUCUGACACGCCACGUGAAAGGGGAGUGUAUGAGAUCGUGCGAUGCUGAAGAUACCUGCUGUGUGGCGUUUUCGCUGGUUCUCUCGCUCGUUUCAAGCGUCCCAGCGUUGCUCGAGUGCAGUGGUCUGAUUGCAGAGCUCAAGUUAUUAAACCUUGAUGCCAAGAGUGUACAGCAACGUGAUGUGUUGUGUGGUGAUAGCGAGAUUCUAGGCUCGUGUUCGCUGCUUGAGAAGCAACUUUGCUACGAGUUCGAGUUUGUUGGAGGCGCGGGUGAGAGAAUCCCUCGGUGUGAGCUUUGCGCCUUCGAUGGGUAUUCCCGGCAGAAUGGCAGUACGGCAGCUAACGUCAAAGAAUCGGAAGUUAAACACGCUUCAGAGUUCAUCGUUACGCUGCGAGAUAAAAUACUCCAAGCGAUUCACGAUGGCGUCAAGAGCGGCUCGUCAGUGCCCAUGGAUUUUGUGCUGAUCUCGCAAGCUUCGUGGGAGAUGGUUAACGAGCUGGAAAGUAAACUCGUGGUCUCAACAACUUCCGGCACUUCCAGAUCAGCGGCUGCGUUCACCGAGGUCUUCGCAAAACUCGUGUACAGCCUCGUACCUAGCAACCGCAGUCGUUUAGACGUUUCUAACAUCGGGGCGUUGGAUGGCAACACCGGUGUUUACUCGGGACAAGAUGCUGCAGAGUUCUUUCCGACGGAUUCGGGGCGAAAACUCAUGAAUCGGCUCUACAAGAACUACACAAGUGGUUUAUCACUAGAAUCUUCGCCCACCUUGCUACACUGUAUCGUGAAAAAGUUCGGCAAGGCGGCCAUGGACUGUUUUCCGGUUACGGUGUUGAUGAUAUUGUAUCCAACCUACGACGAAGCAGAUAUCCUGCGAUUCCUAUCGCAUUGUCUUACCACUCCGUCAGGUUGCUUCCUCUGGCCAAGAAGUGCUGCUAAGCGAGGUAAUGAAGCUGACGGAGUGAAUGAAGUAUCACCAGCAAUGUUGAUUGCUGAAGGGGUUGAGCUCAUACUGGAGCGAGAGUUUCCACUGGUAGGUUUACACUACACUGUCAACACCGAUGAAGUAUUCCCUACUUACUAUCGUCUGUUCCUUUCUCGCGACAGGUUUUGCGAACCAUCGAUCGAUGCCACUGCUCGCUUCUGA
Phytophthora sojae is the source of this 2712-nucleotide messenger RNA. RefSeq lists its product as hypothetical. Bases 1 to 2712 code for a protein of 903 amino acids. The record is from RefSeq and is a predicted model, not a curated record. The transcript is spliced from 8 exons. NCBI's taxonomy places the organism in Eukaryota, Oomycota, Peronosporomycetes, Peronosporales, Peronosporaceae.